Molecule: messenger RNA, 1527 nt
Organism: Aphidius gifuensis
Lineage: Eukaryota; Metazoa; Arthropoda; Insecta; Hymenoptera; Braconidae
Exons: 1
Coding region: 1-1527 (508 amino acids)
Biological process (GO): DNA integration
Molecular function (GO): nucleic acid binding
Source: RefSeq, a predicted model, not a curated record
AUGACUCAGGUUGAAGAAAAGCCAUUAAUUUGCAAUGUGACGUCAACCAGACGUGAAGAAUUUUUGGACAACUUCUCGUCAUUGGUCAAGGCUGUUACAGCAGCAGCUUUGUGGAGAAGAUUUUAUCAGAGUUUCUUGUUGAAAUACCCUGUAAAUAAAUCUUCUUGGAUUACAUCUGAAGAACGUCAGAAUGCAUUGCUGGGCUUGGUAGUAAAUAAUCAACGGUUAUAUUUUCAUGAAGAGAUUAAACAAUUAUCAAAGGGUGAAACCUUGUCAAAGUCUAGUUCUUUGAUAAAAUUGACACCAUUCCUUGAUAGAGAUGGUGCUUUGAGAGUCGGUGGCAGACUGAGUAAAUCUCUCAUGACAAGUGAAGAAAAAUAUCCGUUGAUACUGCCAAAAGAGUCGAAACUUACUGAGCUGGUAUUACAUGAGUGUCAUGCAAAUACUUUGCAUGGUGGUGCACAACUUAUGUUGGCCACCUUGAGGCAACAAUAUUGGAUUGUUGGAGGACGUUUACCAGUCAGAAGUUUCAUUAAUAAAUGUGUUGUUUGUGUGAGACAUCGAGCUGAAGCUGCACAACAGUUAAUGGGUCAACUACCAGCAUCAAGAGUAUUGAAAUCAAGGCCAUUUCUCCAUACAGGAGUUGAUUAUGCUGGUCCAUUUGAACUGAAAACAUGGUCAGGUAAAUGCAAGAGGUCAUACAAGGCCUACCUGGUUGUGUUUGUGUGUAUGGCUUCGUCAGCCGUUCAUCUCGAUUUAGCAACUGACUAUACAACUGAGGGUUUUUUAGCAGCAUUUAAGCGAUUUGUCAGUGACUGUGGCACUAAUUUUGUGGGUGCAGAUGCGGAGUUAAAACGCAUGUUUGAGGCAUCCUCAAAAGAAGUAAAAAAUCUGGCCAGUCUUCUAGCAAAAGAUGGUACAGAUUGGAGUUUUAUUCCACCUGGAUCACCACAUUUUGGUGGUAAAUGGGAAUCAGUUGUAAAGUCAGCCAAACAUCACAUCAAAAGAGUCAUAGGUGAUCAUAAACUCACCUACGAGCACUUCAGUACCUUUCUGACACAAGUUGAGUGUCUACUCAACUCUAGGCCAUUGUGUCCAAUGUCUGAGGAUCCUGAUGACCUCCAGGCAUUGACACCUGGUCACUUUCUCAUUGGGGAACCACUUAAUGCUGUGCCUGAGCCAUCAGUGUUAGAUGUUCCUGACAAUAGACUCAACAAGUGGCGAUUGUUGAGGAAGUUUAUGGAGUCAUUUUGGGACAGGUGGUCGAAGGAGUACUUGCAAAAGUACUUGGUCAGGUCAAAGUGGUUAAAGACAUCUCCAUGCAUUAAAGUGGGUACAAUGGCUUUGGUCAUUGAUGAGAGAUUGCUACCCGGUAAAUGGGCAUUGGAACGAGUAACUGAAGUGUUUCCUGGAGCUGACGGAUUAGUCAGGGCAGUCACUGUGAAAACACAAACUGCUGAGUAUCAGAGGCCAGUGGCUAAGUUAUGUGUUUUGCCAAUUGAGGUCACAGAUGAGGUUGACAAUUAA